Molecule: messenger RNA, 740 nt
Organism: Hevea brasiliensis (rubber tree)
Lineage: Eukaryota; Viridiplantae; Streptophyta; Magnoliopsida; Malpighiales; Euphorbiaceae
Exons: 2
Coding region: 72-506 (144 amino acids)
Source: RefSeq, a predicted model, not a curated record
UCUCUCUCUCUCUCUCUCUCCUUCUCUAAGUCUCUCCCGCUCUGGCUCUUCUUCCUUUUCCGCUACCUAAAAUGGAUACUACUGCUGCUGCUGAUGCAACUAACACUACAACCGCCACAGUUCAACGUGUGACCAAGAAAUCUUCGGAUGAGCUUCUGAGGAAAUUUGCAGAAUUAGGGGAAGAUGAGGCUGCUGCGGAGGCAAAGAUGCGAAAAAGAAGCAAGACUAGGAAUAAGGAAUAUUCAACAUCAUGUGAGAGUCCUUCUCAUUACAGUACUACCACCUUAGUGGAGAGAAGAUCUCUUCUUCCUCAGCUCUCUAGGAAGUCUGUUUUGCUUAGGCAACUUGGGAUUGGGAGAUCUCAGCUUAGAGCUAGGGAUAUCAAGAACAAGUCAAUCUUGAUCUCCAUUGAAAAGACAUGGCGAAAGACAUUAGAGGGAGCUUCGAAAGUAUUUUUGGAGAAGCAUUACAACCGACAUAGGCGCUUGAUUAGUGAGGUUGUCUAGCUUCCAUGCGUUCCUUUUAAAUUUCAUAUCGAGUAGACUCAAGAAUUCAAAAUAUAGCAUAAAUGAUAGGGUUUCAUGAAAAAUAUAUAAAAUCGAUGAUAAAUCAAAUCUAGCUUCUUUUUUUUCUUUUUUUUUCUGAUGAUUCAAUUAGCCUUGUAUUAGAAAGAGGGUGAAAUAUGUUUAAUUAGUCUUUGUAUAAUAGCAUUAUACUUAAUUACAUGAAAAAUUCAUAUA